AGGGAAUAAGGGAGAGAGCUGCACAUUGAGUUCCACCUCAGUGUGUGAUUGAGUUCACAGCAGAGGCACAGCACGAGAGACUACACACACGAGCAAUCCGGGUGCAGAGCACACCUGAGUGACUUCAGAAAAGGCACAACAGUGCAGAACAACAAAGAAAAGAGGCAGAUAAAAGAAGACAAGUGGUAGAGAUUACCUGAGACAAAGACUGAGACAAAGGGACUGUGAAACAAAGAAAGGGGGAGCGAGAGAAAAGACAGGAGAGACAGCAUGUCUUCUCUCUCCAAUCAGCAGACUGGCUCUCCUUUCGCAGAGUACAGUGAGCUGUGCAAGGUGCCGUCCCUGUCACCCGGUGUGCCGGCUCAGAGCUGGGAUUGGCAGCAUCCCUCAGGCAUGGACAUGGGCACCCCGAGGAGUCUGGUUGUGGGUCCUGGGGCUCUGGCAUCCACCGGACUCACGGAUGAAGACAAGCUGUGCUUGUUUGAGCAGCCGGGCAGGGGCAGCAUGGACGUUGAGCUGAAGGCGCCAGGCAAGGUUGGGGGCAUCUCUGGAAGCACCUCCCUUGGCAAUGCUUCCCUGGGGAGCACAGGAGAAAGUCCAGACAGCCCUCUGUCUUCCUCCCCAUCGCCCUCCCCAGCUUCCCCUGGCAGACUACUCUCUGGCCUGGGAUGUGGGGGCACCAGCAGGGUCUCCCUUCCACCAGUUCCUGGAUCCCCAGCCAGGCAUAUGGAGCUCCCUUCACCCACUAGUGCAGUGCAUCCACACUCUAUGGGAGCCUCGCUGAUGGACGAUUCUCCAGUUGAUGGAGACUCUCCAUCUGAACCGUGGAAAAACUCCGGUUUCGCUGAAUGCAGCCCAAAGGUUGCGAUGCCCCAGGUUGCCCCGAACUACUGCGUUAUUGGAGAUGCCAAUGACAACCACUUUGAGAAGGAGGACAAGGUUAUGGCUGGAGCAGCCCUUGUCACCCGUCAAUUAUCCGAGGGCUCUUCAAGGGACAACAGUGAAGAAGAAGAUGAUUUAGAAGAAGGGGAAGGGGAGGAGUUGGAGCCCUGUUUUAUGGGUCGAGCGCAGCAGCAGAGGAAGGCUAUGCGUCGUGCAAUGUCUGAAUGCUCCCACUUGUCUGUUCCAACCAGUUUAGAUCUUCCUGAUAAAUACCCAGGUGGAGAUGGGGCAGGGUUGGACCAGCUGGUUUCACCCAUGGGUGGUCAACGUCGCUCACCACACUCCAUGAAGCGCUCACAUACUGUUGCAGAAGACCAGUCCCCGACCCCACCACCCACCCUCUCGGCAGCGGGCACCACACAAAUUGACCUGCGUCAAGCCCAACCUGAACCACCCCUAUAUCUCUCCCCAUUCCUACCACUGAAGGAUGGCAAUACUGGCUUCCCUCUGUCACCACUAGAGGCCCCAGUAGAGGGCUUUAAGGAGGAGAAGGAGAUAGGUGGCAUUGUGCUUCCGGUGCCACCCAGUCCCAAGGGGUUCAGCAGCAUGGACACCAGCUCUGCUUUGUUUAUGGGCUACAACAAUGAAACGGAAACUGGCAGCAAAUCUGACAUGGCGAAAGAUACAGGCUUUGGAGCGGAUUUUAAACUCAACACCAGUGCUGGUGUAGACUUUUUAGCUGGCGGCAAAUCAACACUGGCAGAGGACUUUGAUGGUGACCUUGCCACUGGUAACUAUACCAACCACGGAUUGAACUCCAGCACAAAUCCCUUCAUUACAAUGGAUGUCAAAUCUGGCAUGAUGGAGAAAACUGAGAAGAAGGAAGACAAUGAUAAGAAGAUAGAAUUCUUUGAACCUCUGGAAAAAGCCGAUCAGAAGAGCGUGAAGGUGGAAUAUGUGAGCAAUCCGACUCCAGGCAAGGUGGAGACAGAGACAGAGAAGGCACAAAAAGAGAAGGAGGCACAGAAAGAGAAGGAGAAAGAGGCAGAAAUGUUGAAGGAGAAGGAGAAGGAGGCAGAAAAGUUGAAAGAGAAGGAGGAGGCAGAAAAGUUGAAAGAGAAGGAGAAGGAGGCAGAAAAGUUGAAAGAGAAGGAGAAGGAGAAGGAGGCUGAAAAGGACAAAGAGAAAGUAGAGUCGAUGCAACAGAAGGCAGAAAAGGAAGACAAAGUGAAGGUAGAAUUUUCCCCCGAUAAAUUGUUCAAGACUGAGGACAAGGCGGAGAACGUCCAAAAAGUUCAGGUGACAGAGGAGGCAGAGAACAAAGUUAAGAAAACAGAGAAUGUGGAAAAAGUGGAAGAAAAAACCGAGAUGAAAAACUCUGAAAAGGUUGACAAAACCGAAGUGAAGGAUGUCAAAGAGCAGCACAUGGACAAAGUGGAAAAGACCCCAGAGCAACAGCCGACAGCCGCCAAACUCGAUAUCGGUUCUGACAAGGUGGAGACGAAGUCUGACACCGAGAUGACGGCGACAGCAGAGGUGAAAGAAAGUAAGAAAGAAGAGGACAAAGCACAGAAGACAGAGAAAGAAGACAAACCGGCCGAGAAAUCGGUAGAAAAACAGAAGACUGAUAAGGAUGAGAAGCAGGCCGACAAAAAGACAGCGGAGAAGAAGGAUGAGAAGAAGGACAAAGCUGCAAAAGCAGACGCAGGAGAGAAGGUCAAGAAAGCAAAACCUGCAAGUAACGGAAGCAGCACCUCACCGAGCAAAGACCUGGCAGACAAGAAGACUAAGCCUGUUGCUGGGGUGACCAAACCGAGCACUGCAGCCAAAACACGGCCGAGUAGCACGGCUGCUGGCGGUUCAGCCACCGCCACUACAAAACGCCCCACACCCUCCACAACCGCCACCUCCAUCUCAGACAAAAAAGCAACCACAAGCAGGCCACUAUCCACAGCAGCUGCUGGUCCAAAGCGACCCUCAACAGCCUCCGCCAGCUCCACCAGCCGCCCUGCAUCCUCGACCACCUCCACUACACGUGAUGUUAAACCCAAGACCACAGCAGAGAAACGCCCCCUUGUGCCAAAGGCCAGCUCUGCAACAACAGGCUCCACCGCCGCCACCAAAAAUGGAACCGCUACCACAGCAGCAAGCAAAACAGCUGCAUCAGUGCGCACAACUGCUGCUCCACGCAGCACCACCACUACCACCGCAGCCAGGAAGCCUCUGGCUUCCAAGACUGACGGCAAACCAGGAGAGGAGAAGAAGCCCGGCACUCCGAAGACUUCCACAGACUCCACCAAACCCAAGACCUCCACCACAGGCACCGCCCGCAGCUCCACUUCCACCACCGCUGCCUCUCGCACUCGACCCACAGCAGCCAAAGCGGCCACUUCAUCCUCCGCCACUGGCGCAGCAGAGAAGAAGCCCCUGGUGCCUCGCGCCACCCGGGUCACUUCCUCUUCAACCACGACCACCACCUCCACCUCGAGGACCACCGCUCGACCCAGCACAGCACCUGCUCCUGACAUCCGUAACGUUCGCUCUAAGAUCGGCUCUACAGACAACAUGAAGCACCAGCCUGGAGGAGGGAAGAUGUCAUCUGCCUCUCAGAGCAGGUCCCUCGCCUCCAAAGAUACGAGCCAGGCCAAAGUUCAUAUAGUCUCCAAAAAGGUGGACUUCAGCCACAUCACCUCACGCUUGGGCUCCAAGGAUAAUUUGAAGCAUAUUCCUGGUGGAGGGAAAGUGCAGAUACUCAACAAGAAGGUGGAUCUGAGUAAGGUGACGUCAAAGUGCGGCUCCAAGGACAACAUCAAGCACAAGCCUGGUGGUGGUGUCGUGAAGAUCGAGUCUCACAAAAUGAGCUUCAGGGAAAAGGCUCAGUCCAAAGUGGGCUCCAUGGACAAUUUGAGCCACUCACCUGGUGGAGGAAACAUCAAGGCUGAGGGGUCCCAGGAGACAACAGAGGGGAAUGAGACUCCCCUGAGUGGCACCUUGGCCCCUGGCUGCGAGCCAGGGCAGGCAGGGGGCGCCGCUGCCCAUGAGAAUGGGCUGAAGGAGGGGGCUCCCUGUGAUAGUGAGGGCCUCCGGGAGACCCAGUCUCUGGAGUCAGGCAUCCCAGAGUCAAGCAUCUAAUUCUGCUAUCCCUCUGCCCUCCUCAUUUCAACCCCCCCUCAACAACACCUCCUCCCCCCUUCCCCAAUUAUCCUCUUUCUAUAUAUAUAUUUUUUUUCCUCUCCCUCCCCUCUCCCCUCUCCCCUGCCCCCUUUUUAUUUUCUUUCUGACCUUUCUGCUGCAGAUUGAGUCUCUCAAGCUCAACUUCCGCGAGAAUGCUCGCUCUCGCACGGACCAUGGCGCCGACAUUGUCACCUGGCCGGCCCCCCAGGACAGCCCCCACCCACACGGAUCCUUCUAUUCUCUACACCAAAACCACCACCACCACCACCACCACCACCAACCGACUCCUCGCAGUGUCUCCCUCAUUGAAUCGUUGACGUCUGCAGGCUGCAUCAGCUCCCCCUCCACCUCUUCCUUGCAGCAGCUUCAGGAGGAGGUCCGGGUUGACAUCAGCCACACCUUAAAAGGAUCUUGACCUCUUUUCUUUUUGCCCCCAUCAAGCUCUGACAACCCCCUUGAAUCCCAAAUCUGUCUUUGCAAAUUAUGGAAUCAUCCAGUAGUUCUGCCUCUCUAGUAUCAUAUUAUGAGCUCUUCAUUGUGCACCACCGCCAUCCUCCUUGCUAACCCGCCCUCCUUCAUAUGGCUGAAGUGACUGUAUAGACUAAGCUUGGGCCUUGGUGGGAUCUUUGUGGAGGGGAAUUAGGGGACGGUAAAGUUUUGUAACAUUUCUGGUUGCAUCUUCUCCAAGCUGACAGACCCUGAAAUCAUUUAGCAACAGUGUGGUGGUGGACUCCGCAUCAUCUCACCUUCCACACAUCAAAUAACAGCACUUCAUUCGUCAACUGAGCGUUGUGGAAAACCCUCUCGGACUCACCUUAACACGUAGCUUCUCUUUUUCCUUGUGACUUCAUGGGCUGUUUGUUCCCAAUAACCACUUACACUCUGCUUCAAUAACGUCAUAGUAAUUCAAUCUCAUCUGCUUCGUCGCAUCCUCUCUCUAUCACUAUCACUUAUCAUCAUAAACAAGCUGACAAACAAAAAAAAAAAAGCUAGACAACAAGUAGGCUGUUAAACUCUUUACUCUCUGUGUUUGUGAUGACGUGUUUGAGUGACAAAAUAACGUUGAAAUGAGCUUUCGGUGUUCUGUUUUGAUCUUAUUUCUGUUUUCUUCUUCCUUUCCUCCAAGUUUCUUGAUUUAAAAAAAACAGGUUUUCUUUAUUUAAUGUACUUUUUUCUUUCUGUGUAAGCAAUACAGUGGCAGUCUUUUUCUUUUUCGUUAACACUCAGAGAAUCUUGGAAACACGCACAGGUUUUUGUAAAGCAGUACACACAGCUCAGAAGGAGGAUAGAGGGAAGUGAGGAAGGAAUUGUUGCUGUGUUUUUAAAAGUAGGGCAAAAGAACAAAAAGGAUUAUGUUGGAACCUGAAUGUUUUUCGAAAAAAUGCAAUACAGAGGAGAUGUGCUGAGGUUGAAAAGCUUAACCAGAGCGUGCAGUCCAGAAGGAGAUGAGGAAGCAGCGUAAAUGUCUCUGGAGUCAAAGGCGCUGUGUGUUUCAUUCGUGCCUCCUGUCCUUUUUACCUGAAAACUACAAACAAAGAUGCCGCAGGCUCACGCCUAAAACUGCUCAGAGAAACACAAAAAUGUCAUAAUUCAAAAAACGCACAUUAAACCGCUAGGCACAACCUGGUGUUGCUAUUUAAGAGAACCCUGUACACCUUGGUAGUUUAGUGUAGUCAUGGCUGUUGUCCCCAUUUCAGGUGUUUCUAUGAGGGGUUAUGCUGCAGUGUUUGAUUGCCGGGUGAUGAUAAAAGCUUCAGCUGAAUACUGAACAUCUCUUCCAUGUUGUUGGGAGUAAAAGCAGUGGAACAUGAUGUGGUUGUAUCAUAAUCUCUUGUAGCAAUGUAUUCAACUAUUGCCUUUAUAAUGCAUGGCCAGAUUAUUAUGACAAUAUAAAGCCCUGAGGGUGAAAACCCUUGUUGCAUUUUUGUUGUUACCGCAUGUAUCUCUCUGGGCAGUGCUACACAGGUGAUGUGUUGUCACUCAGAAGACCCUUUUUUUAGCGCUGAUAUCGUCAUUUUUACGUCUUCCAUCGAUGAUGUAAUUCCACUGACCAAACUAGUAAACGGAGAUAAUUGAAAAACAGUGAUUCAAACUCAAUAGGUGUUUUUGGACCAAACAGUUCCGGGGACUUUUUGAAGAGGAGCUGUCCAUUAGGGAGUUCCCUGAGAACUACACACCAUGGGGACUUUUUUUUUUCUGUCUGCAUUCGCACCUCCAUGGUACCUACUCUGAAGCAGGAGCUAAACAGGUUCCUCGAAACGGGGAUCCAGGAACUAAAAUAGUUCAUCAUUCCUGCGGUGCGGUGGGGGGGAGGGUUCCAACAGUUCCCAGGACUACGAAAAAGUUCCUGCAGUCCGAUAACACCUGUUGAGAUGGGUUUCUCAUGCGAGGGUAUUACUUACACAAGUUCAUAUUAUUUACGUAUUUCAAUCAAGCAUUAUAUCAGCUGCAAAGAUUAUACUUGCUUAGUAAAAAUGCUCCUUUUUAAUAUCUGGCUUUAUAGCCAUUCUGUAUUCACCAGCUAGCAGCUAGUUCUUUCUUAGAAGUAUUAUGAAAUCAUGAAUCUUUCCAACCUAUUGAUGCCGACUUCUUCAAAGUUGAACACUUAAUGCUAGUUACAUCACAUGUAGUAAAACAGAGUGAAACGACUCGCAGUUUUUGGGGUUUGGAUACAGUUUCUUUGACGCAAAUCUUUUGUUUUAGCGUAUAUUCAAAACAAAAAAACAAAAAAAUCAAUGAAAAACAAGCGAGAUUAUUGAAAAUGCCUUUAUCAGAUAUUAAACACUAUCGUCUCUUUUUUUUUUUAAAAACAGAUUAAAAACCAGAGCUCCAUUGGCAGCCGCAAAACAGACAAAUCAAGCAAACAACGAAAGCAGAUUUUCUUUAUAUUCAAAUUGUCACUUUAACAAUGAAAAAAGAAAAAGGAGAAGAAGAAGCCUUGAAGGAAACAAAUGGAACUAAAUUGCACCUUAAUGCUUCAAUUCAAAGAGGGCUCACUGUGAGGACUGGUGGUAUAUAAUUAGCAAACUAAAUACCCCCUUUUUUUUCAACAAGUGAUGCCAAAAAUGACUUAAUUAUGAACAAGCUUAUGCGUGAUGACAUGAACUAUGGACUCUUAUUUCUCCCCCUACUAUUCAAUCAUGAAGUGUAGUUUGAUUGGUCAUUCGUCAUUAUUCCGUUUUAUAUUAAAAACCUUGAAUUCAAACUAGGAAAAAUAAAUCUUUUUAUGACGGAAAAAAAAACAAAAACCAGCAUUAACUCCUAAUUAAUGUCGUCAGAAAGUGGAAAUGUGUCACAUGCAGGUGUUGAAGUAUUUUUUUCUGCCAGGUGAGGGUCGAGUGUUUGAAGAGCAGCCGUGAUCAUUGCGUUUGCUUUGUUUUAUGCCACAGCUGUCGCCCAGCUAAAGUAGUCCUCGUGCCUGCCCAAAACCAUGGUUAUGGUUUUGCUUUUGCCCCGAGAGUUUUUACUUGGAUUACUUAUGAGAUUGCACAUGGAUGUAUAUAGAUAUUUUAUUGUUGACGUAUUCGGUAUUGCCCUCAAAUUAAAGAACAAAGCAUCAGCAUUAUUAGAAUCAGGUGGGGAUUGGUGGGCUAUGUCUAAACAUGUCCGAGUACCUUUUCUGGUUCUACGGGGAGGAGUGUUUUAACCAUGACUAUUAUGACUAUUAUCCUGAUUAUUCGUAUGACACGUUGAAAAAGUCUGCCUUUUUCAUUGGAAAGGGGCCACUGAAGUGAAAGAAUGUCUUUUGAGAUAUAUUGUACUAAAGACGCAACACUUUUGUAUAUGUAUUUAUCGUUGUGUCCCUGUAGCCUUGUGGUGGUUGUGCUCUCAUGGUUGAAGGGAUGAUACUUUUAGAUUUGUGGCAGCAGUUUCUCUAAAGGAUGUGCACGACGAAAAAGUCUUUAAAAAUCUCAUGAAUUAGGCUGUACUUAAAGUGAUGUAACAGCAGCUUGAUUUAGAAACUGACAACGUAGAUUUAAUUGAAGAGAUUUUGACUAAAUUUAAGUUGUGUACAGUUAUGCACAAAAAGACCAUUUAAUCAAGCCCAGUCUUAAGAGACGAGAAUCAUGUUCUGACAAGCCAGUAAACUUCUCAUUUAGGACACAAUGACCUCUGUAGGUUUAUAAGAUAACAGAACGACGCUGGCUGGGACUGAAGUUUAUGCAGCAGAAAGACAUGUCUCUGUAUACCACAGUGAGCACAGUUCAAGCUGGCACUAAGUGUAAUAGUCCAUAUAUAGGCCUGUAAUUUGGUAGAACUACAAAUAAGAACAUAUUGACUGCUACGUUACCCUCAAAAUGCAGCAGUCUGCCCUGAAGAGUCACACACAGCGAGACACAAACACAUCCUUGUCUGUUAAAAAGAACAAAUAGCUGUCAGGUUUGGCUUGUGUUAUAAAGAAAAGCUCCUCAGUAAUCUAUCCAAGGAGCAUCAUAGAGCUUCAUUUUCUGCCAGUGCACUCAUACCAGACAUGCAAGUGUAACACUAGCUAACAAACACCUACUGUACCUGCAGAGCAUGCUCAAAAAACAACAAUGGGAUGUGUUUGGUAGACUUACUUUGUCAUUUGCAGAACCUCCUUAUUGUUUUUGUGGUUUUAUUUUAUUAUUAUUUUUUUCAUUAAUUUGAGUUUUAUUUUAUGGUUUGAAAAAAAAGUGUUCAUUGUGAUUACUUGUUAAUUAGUGAUGUGAUUGUUGAACAUGAAAUAAAAUGGACUAAAACUCUCA
Messenger RNA from Labrus bergylta (ballan wrasse), 8783 nucleotides. The record is from RefSeq and is a predicted model, not a curated record. NCBI's taxonomy places the organism in Eukaryota, Metazoa, Chordata, Actinopteri, Labriformes, Labridae.